AGAGAGAGAGAGAGAGAGAGACAGAGAGAGAUGGCGAGGAACAUGAUGGAGCUUGUGAGAAGGGGAAGGAGCGGGUUGCAUCUUCUGCGAAUGGCCUCGCCCUUCUCUACUCAACAAGCGGUGGAUCCUGCUGUGGCUUCUCCAAACCUCAAGGACUUGUCCGGCCUCCGAAUCAACAAGGAAGCCACGCAACUUAUUGGGAGGACGCCGAUGGUUUAUCUGAACAAAGUGACUGAAGGCUGUCAUGCACAGAUCGCAGCAAAGCUGGAAUAUUUGCAACCUUCCUUCAGCGUGAAGGACAGGCCGGCUGUGGCCAUGAUAGAAGAUGCUGAGAAGAAUGGGCUGAUAACUCCUGGCAAGACAACCUUAAUUGAACCCACAUCUGGAAAUAUGGGCAUUGGGCUCUCUUUUAUGGCUGCUCUAAAAGGCUAUAAACUUGUGCUUACGAUGCCUUCGUAUACGAGUCUGGAGAGGAGGGUGACUAUGAGGGCUUUUGGUGCAAACUUAGUGCUCACUGAUCCAACCAAGGGGAUGGGGGGAACAGUGAAGAAGGCAUACCAACUCAUGGAGUCUUACCCAGAUGCGUUCAUGCUUCAACAGUUUGAGAAUCCUGCUAAUGUCAAGGUACAUUUUGAAACCACAGGCCCUGAGAUAUGGGAUGAUACACUAGGCCAAGUCGACAUCUUCGUAAUGGGAAUUGGGAGUGGUGGUACUGUGACCGGCGUCGGGCAGUAUCUAAAAUCAAAGAACCCUAAUGUAAAGAUAUACGGAGUUGAGCCAGCUGAAUCCAACAUUCUUAAUGGUGGUCAGCCAGGUCCUCACCUUAUCACGGGUAACGGUGUUGGCUUUAAGCCCAAGAUCUUGGACAUGGAUGUAAUGGAAAAAGUUCUUGAGGUCAAGAGUGAGGAUGCUGUAAAGAUGGCUAGAGAGUUGGCAACAAAGGAAGGGCUUUUGGUUGGAAUAUCCUCUGGAGCUAAUACUGUUGCAGCACUUCAACUUGCAAGAAUGCCAGAGAACAAAGGCAAACUUAUUGUGACUGUUUUGCCAAGCUUGGGGGAGAGGUACUUAUCAUCUGCCUUGUUUGAAGAAUUAAGGCAGGAAGCAGAGCAGAUGCAACCUGUGCCGGUCGACUAAUCUAGUUUGGUGUUCGUCAGCUACUAUUUCUUAGUCGAUCAAUAUCAAAUUAUGCCAAAUGCUAGUAAUAUCGAUCAAAAGUAUCAUGUAUUACCCAAAAAACAACUUUGUAUUGCCAUCAACAUCCUUUUGUAUUUUUCUCCUUUUCAUUAUUGGUGUGAGGAUAUAUGAAGACAGCAUGUGAGGUUGAUUA
Messenger RNA from Musa acuminata subsp. malaccensis (wild Malaysian banana), 1327 nucleotides. Its product is annotated as bifunctional L-3-cyanoalanine synthase/cysteine synthase 2, mitochondrial. The record is from RefSeq and is a predicted model, not a curated record. Gene Ontology annotation, molecular function: cysteine synthase activity. Gene Ontology annotation, cellular component: cytoplasm. NCBI's taxonomy places the organism in Eukaryota, Viridiplantae, Streptophyta, Magnoliopsida, Zingiberales, Musaceae.